AUGUAUAUAUAUGAUGAAGCAGCUCCUAGAAUUUCCUUUAUCUUCCAGACUUUGGUCCCCACAUGGUCUCCCUGGCCUUUUCUGACCCCAUCUAUCACCAGUAAAAUCCCUUGUAUCCUCUUUAAUGGAUGUUCACGUCCCCUUUCUGUUCUUGUGAACCCUGGCAGCCAUCUCAAGGACAAGCUGUCCUCUCUUGUGCGCCUUGUACAGUGGGCUCAGGGGGAGGCGGGGCAUCCUCCUGGCUCAGCUCUGCUUCCAGACCGUUGCUCCUUCUCCAGCUCUGAUGCUCACGCCAGCAGACCCAUAGCACCCAAUAGCCCUUGUCCGAGUUAUCUUUGUUAUUCCUCAUGCCAUGAAGAUUUUUAA
Messenger RNA from Rangifer tarandus platyrhynchus (Svalbard reindeer), 366 nucleotides. Lineage: Eukaryota; Metazoa; Chordata; Mammalia; Artiodactyla; Cervidae. The record is from the annotation of a GenBank genome assembly.